CAGAUGAGGGGAAGGCGGGCGUCGCAGGAGAAGCCCCCUUCAGGCAGGUCAUCCACAGGCCGGUCCAGGUCAGCCUCGAGAGCUAAGGAGAACCUCCCUCCUUCUCGCGGCGACUCCGAGUACGAGAGGGAAGUAGGAGGCGAAGAGGAGGAAGAGGACGCAGAAGAGGGGGCGAGAGGAGGCCGCAGACGAGGCAGCGACGAGCAGCAAGAUGACCUGGCAGGAGAUGGAUGCCUUAAUGUUUCUCGUCUGGCUGGGCAGGUGCUGGGGAAGGGGGGAGGGGGGAUGAUGCGAGUGGGGAUCCUGCCCGCCUUCACGAAGGGCAGCAAGACGGCCUCGCUGCCCCGCCACGCCACAGUCAUGUCGUCGCGGGGCUCCCACACCCCCGAGCUCCCUUCGUCCGCUGCCCCCACGCCCCCGCCGACGCCCGAACGACAGCCUUCGACGGCUCCGACGCCUCCGCCCACGCCCUCCAGUGCCCACAGGCCGCCCGUGCCCGAGUCCCCGAAGCCGAAGAUCAAGGGCGCGGGCGGACAGAAGCGCGCGGCCUCCGUGUCCCCGGCGAGGGACAAGAGGCGCUCCUUGCGAGGCCUUUCGAGGGACCGCUUCCCGCAGCUGCCCCACCUGCCGUCCAUGCCCAAAGUGCCCUCCAUGCCCAAAGUUCCGACAAUGCCCAAAGUUCCUGCAAUGCCUAAAGUUCCUCCGAUGCCCAAAGUCCCGUCGAUGCCCAAGAUGCCCGCCAUGCCCAAGAUGCGACCAUUGCCGCGCGCGCCCUCGCUCCCGCCUCAGCUGAGGAACCUCCUGGGGCGGCGCGAGGGCGGGGGCAGCGAGUCCCGCGACGACAACCCCAGCAAGCCGUCGCGCCGCCCGGGCCCCGUCGGCCGCACGUGGGUCAAGGUCUACGACGACAUCACCUUCAUGGACGACGACAAAGACAACGAGCUGUACCCCGUCCUGGCCUACACAGGUCGCCCUCAGAGCGUCCCCGAGGCCGCCCCUCUCCCCAUGGCGCCCACGCCCCCUCCUCCGCGCUCGCACGGCCGCCAGCCCUCCGUCGAGAGCGAGUACGACAAUGUGGUGAAGGAGGAGCUGCAGCGGGUGGUGCCCCAGGACAGCCCCAGGGACGUCCCCCCCGCCCAGGGACGUGGCAGGGAUAGGUUCCGAGGACGUCGCCAGAAGAGGACCGACACUCCCAUUACCGUAGGACAGCCAGGGCCCGAUGACGAGGCCGAAGAGGCCCGCAUGACUGCGCUCGAGGCCCAGAUCCUAACCUCAGCCUCGAGUUCGGCGCAGAAGGAGGAAGAGGAGGACUACAUCAUCCCCCAGGCCCUCAAGCCUCACAAGCCACCUCGAGGCAUCAAAAUCUACGACAACAUUGAGAUUAAGCCCGCCGAGGCUCAGCCUACUCCUGCAGAAGAGGACGAGCCCGUGAAGCCCCAACGCGGCAUCAAGGUCUAUGAAGAAGUGAUCAUACGACGUCAGCAAAUCGAGAAAGAAAUGGAAGAGAUGAAAGAAGCACAGAAGAUAGAGGAAGAGAGAAGAGAGCAAGAAAGAAUAGAGCAAGAGAAACAAGAGGAGGAGAGAAGAGAGCAGGAGAAGAGAGAGGAAGAGAGAAGAGAAGCGGAAAAGAGGGAGGAAGAGCGAAGGGAAGCGGAGAAAAGAGAGGAGGCGAAGGCAGAUGCCAUGGAGUGUGACGAAGCCGCCCUCCCGCCUCGGCCACAAAGAGGUAUCAAGGUCUACGAGUCCAUCCUUCUGAAGCCGAGUGAGAAGGCCAAGACGGAGAAGACAGAGGAGAAGGCAGAAGAAGAGAGGAAAGACGAAGAAAAGAAAGAAGAAAAAGCAGGAAGGACAGAAUACACCUUCCAAACGACGAUGGAGCAGACGGUAGAAGUGAUGGAUGUGUCGGCGGUCGGAGGAGGAGAAAGCACGAAGAAAGAGACGGAAGAAAAAGAGGAAGAGAAGGAAGAGGAGUUGACCCCCUCCAGGCCGUCCCGAGGGAACAAGGUGUACGCCGCCGUCCUCAUCCAGCGCCACGACGCGAGCGACCAGGCCGUCGUCUCGCAGGUCACCCUCACCUCCACCUCCUCCACCACCACGACAACCACGUCCGAGGUCAAGGCCAUCGAUAGCGAGACAGCCGAGGUCAAAGUUCAAGAAGUCAAGGUGAGCGAAGGCGAAGCGGCGGAGGUCAAGGUCGACUCGGUAGACAAAGAGGUAGUGAAAGUCGAUGCAGAAGUCAAGGUUGAUACAGAGACAAAGGCUGAGCAGGUCGAGGCAGAGCCCAAAGUCGAGGCAGAGUCCAAGGUUGAGACAGAGCCCAAGGUCGAGACAGAGCCCAAGGUCGAGGCAGAGUCUAAGGUCGAGGCAGAGUCCAAGGUCGAGGCCGAAGUGAAGGUAGACACAGACGCCAAGGCUGAGCCGGAGAAGACCUCCGAAGACGUUGACGCAGAUCAGAACAAGGUUCCUCCCUACGCCCGCGUUCACAAGAGCGGGGGCGUGAAGGAGCUACGCCCGCUGACAGCCGAGGAGGACGACGAAACGCCGCCGCCCAUCCCGCCCAAGAAGAAGGGCUUGAGGACCAUCUCGCCACAGACCCUUGAGGCUGAGCCGCCCCGCCCUCCGCGCCACCUCAAGCCCCGACUGAAGAAGUCGCAGCAGGUCCUCUUGGUGAAUGGCGAAGUCUCGUCGCCGUCACGCCCCCCUCGCGGCUCCAAACUCUACGCGAGCGUAGAGGUCACGCCCGCGCCGCCCAAACGCCACUCCAAGGUCGUCCGCAUCGAGGAGGUGGUCACACACAUCAAGGACGACAUGCUGGACGCGUCCGCUCCCGCCCGCGCACGCCCAGUCAAGCCCUUGCGGCACGCACACGCCCACCACGACCCGCCCCCGCGCCGCAAGAAGCUCCGCACCAGCGAGGGCGACGAGGGCGACGACGGGGGCGCCGUGAAGGCUAGGCUCACUGUCGACCCCACUCGACCGAACGCCAAGGUCGACCUCAGCGCCGACUUCGAAAACUACGAGAAUGUGGAUCUGAGCGAGACGCGGCCGCAAGCCACGACCAGAUCCCGCACGCGACCUCUGCCUCCCCCGCCGCCGCCGCCCAAGAAAGGCAAGAUCCAGCAAAGACACCAACAACUCAUGCAGCAACAACAACAACAAAAAACAUCAACACAAGCUGAAUCAACUGAGCGCCAGGGCAGCCAACCUCUCCGUGGCGCGGCCGCCGCGUGCGCUGACACAGGGACCGGGAGCGGCGCGGUUGGUACGCCGGGCGAGGAGGCGGGGCCAUCUCAGCGCAAUCACGUCGUCAGUGUCACUUCAGCCUCAGCGACGAUAAGAGCAGGUGCGAAGGGGACGCACCCCGACGGCAGCAGGCUUGAGACGGACAUCGAUGACAACCUCAAGACCAUCGAGAGUUCGUUCGCCACUCUAGACACGGUGUUGAAGUCGCUGCAGAACUACUCGCAGACUUCCCCAAGGCGAGUGCUGCUGGGCGAGGGAGGAGAGGGUGCCACCAGUGCUCUACCCACCUCCGCCGACGCUGCCGCCACAGCUGUCUCGCAGGAGGGCCCUGCCUCCCCCCACGCCCCUCCUCCCCCCACCCCCGCUCAGCAGGAGCAGGGGAAAGACACAAGCACACAUGAUGUAAGCCAGCAGGGCGACCAGGAGGCGAGGAGUGAGAGGCAAGAGGAGGGCAAGGCGCGGGAGAGCGCGGGAGAGGCGGCGACAGCAAAGGAACAAUCAGCUGAUGCGAGCCCCGCCCCCGUCCCCACCCCGGCUGACAGCCCCCCCAAGGUUGAUGCUGCGGCCCACGUGACAAGCACUGAGAGUGAAGUGAAGUCCGAAGUGAUCGCUGAAGUGAAGUGUGACUCACAGGCUGAAGUGAAAGUGCUCGAGGCUGAAGUGAAAGAAGUGCAAUUAGACGUGAAAGAGGCACAUGUCGAGGUAAAAUUAGAUCAGCCUGUAGUAGAAGAGGUUCAGGCACAGCCUGUAGCGAGUGAUAUUCAGGAAGUCAAAGCUGAAGUGAAGGUAGAACAAUCUCAGCUGAAGGAAGCCAAGGAGGAGCUACCUGAAGUGAAGGCUGCUCUUCCUGAAGUGAUCAGUGUUCUCCCUGAAACGAUAGAACCACAAGUUGCGGUGCAGGAACCAGAAGUAAUACAGGCAGAAGCAGUACCUGAAGUACAGGCCGAGGCGAAGGUAGAAGAGAAGGAAACAACGCAAGAGAAAAAGGAAGAAGAGCAGAAGGAAACGACAGCAGAAGAACAAAAGGAAACGACAACAGAAGUACAGAAAGAAGCGAAAGCAGACGAACAGAAGGAAACGACAGCUGAAGAAGAACAGAAGGAAGGAGCAGCAGCAGGAGAAGAAGCGAAGAAGAAGAAGAAGAGGAGGAGCUCCGCGAAAUCGGAAGGGAAGACGGUAUUCCAGACCCUGUACCAGGUGGACGCCCUCAAGAAGGAAAUCAACAAGGCAAAAUCGACGUCGACAGAGGAAGGAGAGAGAGCCGAGCAAGGGAAGGACGGAGAACAAGAACACGCAGAGGAAGUCAAAGUAGAAGAACAAACGAAGUCUGAAGAAGUUCAGGCCGAAGAAACAGCCACAGCUGAGGCGAAGGUCGAGGAACUAAAUAAACCUGGAGAAGAAAAGACUGAAGAACAAGAUAAGACAGUAGAAGUUAAAACUGAAGAAGUGAACGUUGAAGAACAGGUGAAAACUGAAGAAGCAGAACAGGUGGAAGCAAGGAGUGAACACACUGCUGAAGAAGUAAAGGUUGAUGAACAAGGUAAGACUGAAGAAGAAAAAGAAGAUGGAACUAAACAAAUUGAAGUCGAAGAAGUGAAGGAAAGAACAGAUGAACAAACUGAAGAACAAGCGCAUGCAGUAGAAAGAGAACCAGAAAGUAUAGAAAGUCAAACAAAAGCUGAAGAACAGAAAGUAACCACAGACGAAGAGACGAAAACUACAGAGAGAAGAGAAGAGACGAUCGAGGAACAAAGAGAAGAGAGAGAGACAGAGCAGAAAACAGAAGAGAGUGCGGCUUCACGAGACCUCGAAGCUUCGCAGGAAGAGAGAAAAGAAGAGACGAAAGAACAGGAGGAAGAGAAAAAGGACACAAAAGAACAGGAGGAAGAGAAAAAGGAGACGAAAGAGCGAGAGGAAAGCGAAAGAGGCGCGCCCCCAGCACCGGUGGGCGAAGAUCUCGCCUCCAGACUGGAAGGUAUUCGAACCGCGCUCGAGAGUGUUAUUUGCAACCUUCCAGACUCCUCCACUUCCUCCUCAUCCUGCACCGCUAACACCGCUGGGCCAGCUGCAUCUGCAUCUGCAUCUGCAUCUUCUACCACCUCUGCACCCGCCGCUAACAACGGUAACAGUGUGGAUGGCUUGCCCCCGCCCACUAACCCACAGGCCACGCCCUCUAACAUAACUGACCAAGGUGGCGUCGAGGCGAAGGAGGGAGAGAAGGACGGCAUCCCCGCCCCUUCGAGUCCACCUGUUGUAGCCACGCCCCCUAGAACAUCCCUGAGUGCGUUUGAUGAUAAUAACUUUGAUAACCGUGUUAGUUGUGUUAGUGAUACUAGCGAAGCCUCUGGACCCCCUGGCCUUCCCGCCGAACUAAAACCCCUUCCCCGAAACCCCCCCGACUGCCCGGAGCCCCCUGGUCAGAGUGGUGACGCCCGUUCUCCUUCCACCACUGAGACUGACACUAUCCUAACCCGUGGUGAAACCCGUACAACAAACACCCCUGAAGCCUCACACCAUUCACACAGUUGCACGGAAGCUUUUGACACCCCGGUGAGUAGAACGACUCCUCUUAGUGAAGCUUCAACUACACUUCCACAGACCGCAGACUUAAUCAAAGACUCGACAGGCAUUGACAAUGAGGCGUUAGUCAACAUCAGUCACCCGACAGUUUCAGUUAGAGAAGCCCCAUAUAGUGAAGCCUCAAACGAAAGUAAUAAGAGUCUAGGUGUAGCUGAUAGCCUAGGUGUAGCUAGUGAAAUCCCAAACACAAGUAGAGAGAGUUCAGACACUCUUUCAGAAUACACAGGCACUCUGACAGUAGCUAUUUACACUGAAACCCCGCACACAAUUCUAAAAACCUUCGACACAACAGACACUGACACUGGAAUUGUUGACACUGUUAAUGAACCCCCUCACACUGACAAUAAACCUCUUGAAACUCGUAUUGAAACUUCAGAUACUGCCAUUGAAGCCCAAGACACCUUAAAAUUUCAUGGCGCCGUAAGUGAAACACAAGACACAGUUGCAGUAGCUGACGAUACUAGUACUACAGUAACCCUAGACAGUGCUGAAAGCGAAACUCAGGAUAUUACUAGAAUAAACUCGGUAGAAAACCAAGCCUUAGACACUAUAAGGGAGGACAGACAUUUUGGUAGUGAAGCUCCAGACACUGUUAGUGAAAACACAGACACCGUUUUAGAAACCACAGACAUUGUUAGAGAAACUACAGACACCGUUAACGAAAUUACAGACACAGUUAGAGAAUCAACAAACACUGUUAGUGAAGCUACAGAUGCAGGCACUGAAAACACGGGCACUACUAGUGUAGACACAUUUAAAGAAACCACCGACACCGUUAGCGAAACUACAGAUAUAGUCAGUGAAACUAUAGAUAUUGUUAGUGAAACCACAGACACUGCUAGUGUAGCCACAUAUAUAGGCAGAGAUAUAAUCGACACUGCUUGUGAAACCAGAGACACUGCUAUUGGAUUCACAGACACUGGUAAAGAAACUACAGACAUUGUUAUAGAAACAAUAGACACUGCUAAAGAAACCACAGACACUGCUAGUGGAGCCAUAGACAGUGCUACUGACACCACAAACAACGUUAUUGAAACCACACACGCUGUUACAGAAACCACAGACACUGUUAGAGAAAACGCAGACACUGUUUGUAAAAUCACAGGCACUGCUAGUGAAACCAAAGACACUGUUACAGAAACCACAGACGCUGUUAGAGAAACCGCAGACACAGUUAGUGAAGCCACAGACACUGUUACAGAAACCAUAGACGCUGUUAUUGAAACCACAGAGACUGUUAAAGAAACCACAGACACUUUUAGAGACACCACAGACACUGUUAGUGAAACCGCAGAUACUGUUACAGAAACUAGAGACACUGUUAAAGAAACCACAGACACUGUCAAGGAAACUGCUACAGAUAUUGCCAGUGAAACUAUAAAUAUUAUAGGUGAAACCACAGACACUGUUAAGGAAACCACAGACCCUGUAAGUGAAACCACAGACACUGUUAGAGAAACCGCAGACACUGUCAGUCAAAUCACAGACACAGUUAAAGAAACCACAGACACUGUUAACGAAACCACAGACACUGUUACAGAAACCACAGACACUGUUACAGAAACCACAGACACUGUUACAGAAACCACAGACACUGUUACAGAAACCACAGACACUGUUAAAGAUACCACAGACACUGUUAACGAAACCACAGACACUGUUACAGAAACCACAGACACUGUUAACGAAACUACAGAAACCACAGACACUGUUACAGAAACCACAGACACAGUUAAAGAAACCACAGACACUGUUAACGAAACCACAGACACUGUUACAGAAACCACAUACACUGUUAACGAAACUACAGAAACCACAGACACUGUUACAGAAACCACAGACACAGUUAAAGAAACCACAGACGCUGUUACAGAAACCACAGACACUGUUACAAAAAAUACAGACACUGUUAACGAAACCACAGACACUGUUUGUGAAACCACAGAUACUGUUAAAGAAACCACAGACACUGUUAAAGAAACCACAGACACUGUCAAAGAAACCAAAGACACUGUAAAUGAAACCACUGACACUGUUAGAGAAACCACAGAAACAGCCAGUGGAGCCACAGACACAGUUAGUAAUACCACAGACACUAUUAGUGAAACCACAGACGUUGUUAGGGAAUCAACAGACACUGUUAUCGAAACCACAGACACAGCCAGUAAAGCCACGGACACAAUUAGAGACAAUGACACUGUUAGUGUAGGUGACACCACAGCUGCUGUUAGAGAAACCACAGACACUGUUAGAGAAAUCACAUAUAUUAUUGGAGAAACCACCGACACUGUUAGUGAAACCAGAGACGUUGUUGUUGAAACCACAGACACUGUUGAAGAAACCACAGACACUGCUAGAGAAACCACAGACACUGCUAGAGAAACCACAGACACCAUUGCUUUAGAAACCACAGAUACUGUUAAAGAAACGGAAGAUACUGUUGAAGAAAUCACAGGGACUGUUAGUGAGACUACAGACGCUGAUAGAGAAACCACAGACAUUAAACAUCGAGUCUCCGUUAGUGAGACUACGGAUACUGUAGGCCAAUCCCCACACCUUGUUAGAGAAACCACAUUCACUGUCAGCGAAGCCUCAAACACUGUGGAUAAAAUAGGUACAGACAAAGUAGAUUCGGGCAAAGUUCCAAACCCUGUUAGUGAAACCCCGGAGUUUGAAAUCCAAGACACGGUUAGUGAAUCCACAGAAUUUGAAACCUUAGAUACUCUUAGUGAAACCCCCGAUUUUGAAACUUUGGACAAUGUUAGUGAAUUUACAGAUUAUGAAACACUAGACACUCUUAGUGAAACCACAGAUUUUGAAACCCUUGAUAAUUUUAGCGAGUCUGCAGAAUUUGUAACAUUAAACACCCUUAGCGAAACCCCAGAUUUUGAAACCUUGGAUAACGUUAGUGAGUCCACAGAUUUUGGGACUUUAGAGUCUGUCAGUGAAACAGAUUUCGAUCCACUUGAAGUUGAACCCAUAGACAGUGGCAGUGAAACCCCGGAAUUCAAAACGCACGACACGAGUAGCGAAACCCCAGACGUAGUUAGAGAAACCUCCCAGACUGAAACUGCAGAGUGUCUUACUAAAGAAACCCCAGAUAUUGUUAGUGAAACCCCAGACAUCAAUACACAAGAAUCUGCAAGCGAAUUACCAAACACUGUAAGUGAAGCCUUAGAAUCUGUUAGACAGGGAUCAGACACUGUUAAUGAAACCGCAGUUAUUGUUAGUGAAACCCUAGGCACUGUAAGCGAUACUGCAGCUAUUGUUAGUGAAGCCCCAAACACUGUAGGCGAGACUGUAGUUACUGUUAGUAAAGCCUCAGACAUUGUCAGUAGGGCCCAAGACACCGUAAGCGAAACUGCAGCUGUUGUUAGUGAAGCCUCAGACACUGUUAGUGAAAUUAUAGGCACUUGUAGUAAGACCCCAGACAUUGUUAGCGAACCCACAGAGACUGAUUCCCCUGCUCUUGUUAGUGAAACCCCAAACACUAUUAGGGACACCACAGAAACUGCUAGUGAAGCCUCAGACAUUGUCAGGGAAGAUACAGAGAUUACUAGUGAAGCCUCAGACUUAUUAGACGCCCUGGACUCUGUUCAGAAAACUUUGGGCGCUGUAGGUAAAACCUCUGACACUGUUAGAGAAUAUCCACCAGUUGCUAUUAGUGAAGCCCCAAUUACCGUUAGUGAAGCCUCACAUACUGUUAGCGAAGCCUCGCAUACCGUGAGUGAGGCUUCAACAGCUGCUUCUGUAGACACCCAAAGUGUAACCACCACAGACCCCCAACCUCCUUCCCCUGGGGCCGUCGCCAGUGCUUCCGAAACCCCUCCUGCUUCCCCGGGACCCUUUGUCGACGACCACACUCUCACCACCACCACUUCCACCACUACUUCCGGGUACGACCAUCGCAACGACCUCCUCGCCCAGCGUGAGUCGCGACCUUCUGACGCGAACUGGAACCUCUUCAACGGAAGUGGUGCGUUGACUGGGUGUUCUCUGGUAGCCUGUGUCGUAGAGGUGAUUGCAUCCCUAGACUGUAACGUAGACUGGCUCGAGAGAGUGUGGCUUUUCUUAGACUGUAGCUCGGAUAUGUGCCACGAUACAGUGCUUUUGUCUGCCUGUAGCAACGUAGUUGUGUUGUUCAACGAGCCCUUAACCUGUAGUGUAGACGUGUGUCGGUGUAUGGUUUCCUUAGGCAGCAUUAAUCUGAACACAACGCGAGCCAGAAGUGGCUUUUGGGUGCUGACAGGAGCUACCUGUGCCACCUGCCACAGGGACAUCCGGUGCCGCGGUAGAACGGGGGAGGAAAACGGAGCCAGAACGGGAAGGAAAAGUGUGUACAGAGAUAAAGGCUGA
Penaeus indicus is the source of this 10179-nucleotide messenger RNA. RefSeq names its product titin-like. Gene Ontology annotation, cellular component: membrane. Lineage: Eukaryota; Metazoa; Arthropoda; Malacostraca; Decapoda; Penaeidae. The transcript has 3 exons. Bases 4 to 10179 code for a protein of 3391 amino acids. Gene Ontology annotation, biological process: signal transduction. The record is from RefSeq and is a predicted model, not a curated record.